This is a messenger RNA of Castor canadensis (American beaver), 2473 nucleotides long. The record is from RefSeq and is a predicted model, not a curated record. NCBI's taxonomy places the organism in Eukaryota, Metazoa, Chordata, Mammalia, Rodentia, Castoridae.
AUGAACGUGUAUUUCUUCAGUGAUAUACACUGUAACAGUGUGUUCAUACACUUGAGCAACAGUAGGCAGUUUAACUGUUUUCUCGUCUUAAUAUAUUUACAGAACCAAAAAACAUGUCCCUCAGGAAUACACCCUAAUGGUGAUGACUACACCAGGGAUUUAUCUGUGAAGGAUUUCCUGCAAGUUCCUCUUGAAGAAACUGACCUUCCAGGACAAGGAGAAUCGUUCCAAGUAGAAGAGCUAAUACCUCCUAUUCCUCAAAACUCACUGGGAUGUGACUUUGAUUCAGGUAGAGCUGAGUCUACUGAGAAUGUCUUACCCAGAACAGUAUCUGUCCGUCAGCAUUUAAAGAAACAUUUUAAUAGUCAAAGUGAAUUUGAUCCCGUGGAGGAUUUUGAAGCCAGUCAUUUGGCAGGGCAGUCUUUUGAACUGGAAAGAAUCGGAUAUGUUGAAAACCCAACUGCCAACAUGCAUGUGCUUGAAAAUGUAGAGCAAAAUGUCUGUCGAUGGAACAAGCACCAAAUUAACUUCUCACCAAGGCUGAUUCAGCCAGAAAAGUUUACUAAAUCAGAAGUCAUUUUAGAGUCCAAACCUGAGCACACUAAAAGUAAAUAUAAAAAUGCACAAAGAAGAAAAAGAGAAGAGAAAAGAAAAGCUAACAGAAGGAGAAAGUCAAAACCUAUAUUGAAGCAUAAAGGGAAGAAAAGUAAAAAUAAACAAACUGUUUCACCCCCAAAACUGGGUGAAUCUGUCAGUUCCUGUGAUGCUUACAAUUUUAAUUUGGAAGAGGGGGUUCACCUUACUCCUUUCCGACAGAAACCAAGCAUUGAUUCUAAUAGAGAAGAAAACAGCAGCAGAUCUGAGGUGAGCAUCUGUGAAUCCAGCGGCUCUGGAGAUGAUUCCGAUGACCUCUAUCUGCCCCCUUGCAAGUACACGCAAAGCCUUACCCGCAGAUCAGACCAGAGACCUGUCACCAGACCUCGAUCUAAGAGAGCACUAAAUUACACACCUGAAAAAGAGGCAGAAGAGUCUCAGCCAACAAAAACCCCUACCAGUGGACCUCCUGAGGCUCACCAGUCACCUCAUUGUAGUCUGAAGGAUAUCACCAAUGUCCCCUCGUAUCCUGCAGUGAAAAUCAGGAGACUUUCUCUUUCUCCAAAAAGGAAUAAAGAAAGCACAACAUCUCUGCCUAAGCGCAGAUGCACAACCAUCGUGAACUAUAAGGAACCAACACUAGCUUCGAAGCUAAGAAGAGGGGACCCUUUUACAGAUUUGUGUUUCUUGAAUUCUCCUAUUUUCAAGCAGAAAAAGGACCGGAGACAUUCCAAAAAAAGUACACAGCAAGUGCAAUGAAUCUUGGAUGCUAUUUACAUUUAUCCUACACCUUUUUUUAUUGCUCUGUUGAAAAUGUGAGGCCAUACACAAGUGGAUGGAUACUGCCAUAGGAUACUCGGUGGUGGGACCUAGACUGUGAAUGUUUCUUCAGAACUACACUUUAAUCUUCAUGCUGCCUAGACCUCUACGUUUUAUUCAUAAUGUAUCUUGGCACCAAUAUCUUGAAAAUUACAUAAUCUUCUGGCAUCUUUUUAUUUACAUUUUUCCAAUAACUAGGGCUACUAGAAAUGAAGAACUUCUUAAGACAUGAUGAAAAUGUUUUGAAAUUCGUAUCAUUUUUGAGUAAAGUAGAUUCCUUGUCAUUCACAGCAAGACACACCGUAAGUUGUGGAUUCCUUAUGCCAAAUUUGGGUUUGGGGGCAGGUUUUGUUUUGUUUUUUGAAAUAGGGUCUUCCUAUGUGGUCCAGGCUGGUCUCAGCCUCCCCCAGGUGCUGGAAUAGCAGGAUGCACCACUGUGCCCAAGCAAUGUUAACUCCUCAGGAAAUGUGUAUGGGACCGUGAUUAAAAAAUCAGGGACUAGGUGAUAAGUUACGAACCCCACUUCAUAUUGUUCAGUGAUUCCUCAAUAAAAUCAUGUUAUUGUGGGGGUGGGAGGGUUAGCAUAGCUCCUUAGUGAAUUUAUUUAACUCCUUCCUCUUAACACUUGGUGUCAAAAGUGUAAAUAGUGAGAGCUUUUAUCUAUUUCUGAUCAGUGAGAGGUAAUUAGUUCAGUUCAGAAAGCCUGACAUCAAUCUAUACUUGUAUAUACCUAUUUAAACUUAAAUCACUGGUGGUCCAUUUUUAAAGAACAAUAAAAUUUGUCAAAGAUACCACUUGUGUAUUCCUUCUGUUCCUUAAAUAUCAGGUAGAGUAUCUGGUUGUCUUACUUUCUGAUCUUCAAUAUUCUCAUCCUUGGACCUUUCCUCUCCCCUCCCCUUGCUAUUCUCUUGUCACAACCAAGAAACUCUUAGCUUCCCUUCCACACUAACAUUUCUCUUUUCGAACUUCUCAUUGUAUAGUGUCCAGGUCAAAAACAGAAACUUUAAUUUAGAGCUGGGGUUAUAGCUCAGUGGUGGAGAGCUUGCCUGCAAGACCCCAG